Molecule: messenger RNA, 1118 nt
Organism: Oppia nitens
Lineage: Eukaryota; Metazoa; Arthropoda; Arachnida; Sarcoptiformes; Oppiidae
Product: NADH dehydrogenase [ubiquinone] 1 alpha subcomplex assembly factor 4-like
Exons: 2
Coding region: 222-1067 (281 amino acids)
Biological process (GO): mitochondrial respiratory chain complex I assembly
Cellular component (GO): mitochondrion
Source: RefSeq, a predicted model, not a curated record
UUUAGUAUUGUUAUCUAACAUUGCAUUCAAUGUAAACUCUAUAAUACGAUAUUAUUAUUAGUGUAUAAAACAAACAAACAAUAACAUUGACUAAUAUAACACGUGUUGUUGUUUUCAAUCACACAUGUAUUGUUGAGUGACAGACCAGUGUAGUGACCGAUGUUUAUGUGACCACAGAUAAGACAUUUGAGAGACAGUUUUCAGAGAGAGAGAGAGAAGUCAUGGACAUCGACCGUAUCUAUCAGCUGAUGGGCGCCGGAGCUAAACGAUUGUACGGCUAUUUUGUUAGACGGCCUGUCCAACGAUGGAAUGUCGACAAUCGGGCCGAACGGGCSAUUGAACGGCAACGGGAGAUACCGAAAGUKGCGCCGCGUCACGAUGGCACUGCCGAACUGUUCCGAACGUUGGCCACAAGUAAUCCCGAAGUAAAACGAUUGCACGACAAAAGUAAUGAUCUAUUGAAUCGGAUGUCRACRUUCAAAGUGGUCAGCACUGAACACCAGCUUAGCGACGAUGAGUUGCGCGAAAUAAACGAAAUCAAAGACCGGGUCCGAUCACGACUGCCGCAGUCGAGAGACGGAACCGAAAUACCGAUUCACGCUUAUGUCGAACCCGAUGUGGUGCCCGUCGGCCGAAUCAGUUUGAUUCGGUCGCUUGAUUUUAUCGGCAAACAUAGCAAAUAUCCGGAUCAGUACGACGCGGCCACCAUUGCCGCACAGCAUCGGCUACGCCAGCAGGACGUCACUGAUGUCCUCAACUAUUUCAAACCGUUCUAUCGGGUGGACAAAGAUGCCGAUCCCGAGAUAGAGUCCAGCAAAGUAUUAGGUUUAACCAAAAAUCAUUUGAAAGAUAUUGUCAACUAUUUGAAACCAAAAAACGCUGAUACGAUAGCCGAACAAAUUACUGGUGACAGUAGUAGUAGUAGCAGUGGUGGUACGUCUAAUAYCACCCAUAAGGCUACCACCAAUUAUGCAGAGACUACCGGUGCCAAUGAGACUGACCGAAGUCAACCGUCAUUACCCGUAGAGAAUAAAAAUAAUAAUAAUAAUAGCAAACAAAAAGUUUGAUGAUAUUAAAAGUGUCACAAAUGAUAGCCAACAGCAAUAAAAAAAAAAUAA